AUGAUAUAAUAGAUUAAAUAUUACAACACAUUAAAAGAAUUUGAAAGCUCUUCACUUUUAUCUCAUUAGGUUCUCCAUAUUGAUCUGAGUAAAAAUUAAAUUGGUGCAAAAGGUGCAUCAGGCUUAGGUUCUGCUUUAGCAAAUUGCAUUAAUCUCUCAAAUUUGACACUUGGCCUUGAUGAAAAUUAAAUUGGUGCAAUUGGUGCAUCAGGCUUAGGUUCUGCUUUAGCAAAUUGCAUUAAUCUCUCAAAUUUGACACUUUUCCUUGGUUGGAAUGAAUUUGGUGCAAUUGGUGCAUCAGGCUUAGGUUCUGCUUUAGCAAAUUGCAUUAAUCUCUCAAAUUUGACACUUGACCUUUGUGGAAAUUAAAUUGGUGAUGAAGGUGCAUCAGGCUUAGGUUCUGCUUUAGCAAAUUGUAUUAAUCUCUCAAAUUUGACACUUGACCUUUAGUAAAAACAGUUUAUUUGUUUUGGAUUGUGA
Messenger RNA from Tetrahymena thermophila SB210, 480 nucleotides. Its product is annotated as oxalate/formate antiporter protein. The transcript is spliced from 6 exons. NCBI's taxonomy places the organism in Eukaryota, Ciliophora, Oligohymenophorea, Hymenostomatida, Tetrahymenidae. Gene Ontology annotation, cellular component: perinuclear region of cytoplasm; nucleus; cytosol. The record is from RefSeq and is a predicted model, not a curated record. Gene Ontology annotation, molecular function: GTPase activator activity; small GTPase binding. Gene Ontology annotation, biological process: nucleocytoplasmic transport; activation of GTPase activity.